GUCGUGGCAUUGCACCUCGUUCAGAGCCAGCUCGGGAUGCUCCCAUACGAAACGACUCAGUUGCCACAGGUCUUGCGAGUUCGCCUCGACGACGUUAUGCACGAGCUCCUUUAAGUCCGCGGCCAUUGCUUUCACGGAGCCCCGCUAUCAUCUGUUCACGAAGGCAUCCACUUCAGGAAGCAAUCGCUGCGUGUCAUCCACAUCGGAUGACGUAUCACGAUAAGGAGAUAAGAGCGUUGCUCAAGUUUGCCGAGAGAAAACGCUGAUCAUCAGACACGUGCGCUGUGCGAAAGAGCGCGUAUCUCCUUUUCAUCGUCGUCCAAAGAUGUAUUACGAUACGAAGGCCAACUACGUCACGGGUGUGGUCUGCCUGCUUAUUUUAACCUCAGUUCACGUCCACAGUACAGGUUUAAAACAGCGCGGCGUAUAUCUCACGGUGUCGUCAUACGAAGGUGCACUCAGGAAAGCAGGUCACUUCGAGGUCAACUGGUACGGCGUGGACGUCGACCUCCUCAACAAGACUUUCGUCGCUCUACUCUCGCAAACUCCGAGGUCAAAUAAUUGGAAUGACGCACAGCUGUACCCCGUGAAACAAAGCACUGGGCGACUGACGACGUCGGUGAAGUACCCGGAAUACAGCACCGAACGAGUGAUGACCGGAAGUUGCCUCGGGUACUGGGCCGUCCUACUACAAGUCGACGUCACCGAGAACAGCAGCGUAGUCAUCGAAUCAUCCUGCCUUCGCGGGCAUCCGAGGUGGAUGCGUGAGAGCUGCUGCCACUUUUCUAAUCUCAAGCUCGACGAGCUCUUUGUGCCAGGGACUCACGAUUCCGCCAUGUACCGCCUGAGACGAGACUGGCCCGUGGGGGACUUCAUCUUCACGCAAGACCAAACUAUCGCCCAACAGCUUGCCUUCGGAAUCAGGUCUCUGGACUUGAGAGUUGGGUUCGUCGACGGCGUGUUCUGGAUGUUUCACGAUAAGUUCAAGGCACAGGUUACGCUGGAGGCUGUUCUGCGGCAGGUCCGAAGCUUCGUCGAAACCAUGGGGGAAGUUGUGUUACUAGAUUUCCACAGGUUUACUCUUGGUUUCGACCGCUACAUCGAUCCAGUCAACGAACGUCAUCGAAUGCUUGUACAAAUGAUUGUAAAUACCCUCGGCGAACUCGCGGCACCGAGAACACUGUUCAACAGCACACUUGAAGACUUACUUGGUGGAUGUGGUAAACAGGCAAAACAAAAUAAGCCGACCGUGUUUCUGAUGUAUAACUACGACUACGUAGGUCCCUACUCUGAGUUCCUGUGCCCGGGAGUAGUUCAAAACUGGGCGGACGCGCAAGAUCUCAACUAUCUUGUAGAAUACCUCGAAGAAAACGCCUGCAAGAAGUUCCCUGGAACUUUGUCUUCGGCUCAAGCCGAGCUGACGGUCAAGUUUCCAUCCCAAGUAGACACAGUGCGCGAGUUGGCGGAAAUUGUCAAUUUCAACGUGACAAACAUGUUCAGGGAGCGCUUUUGGAAAUGCACAAACAUCGUGACGAACGAUUAUUUUCUGGGCAGUGGCACUGUUGAACUGGCCAUUGAAGCUAACAAGUACAGGGGAGAGAUAAAAGGAGGACUGAGAAGGUGUGAUGGUGGUGUCUUGCCGUGAAGAACGAAAAAUACGUCUUGAAAAGCGACGGCCGAAUUCGCCACAUGCUGAACGAGUAACGCGGGGUUCUCGCUUGUGAAAACGUUGCUGCAAGUAAAUAUACAGCGUGACAAGAACAAAAAAAACUUACUAUGCACACUUCUUCAAGUGACCUUGCUCCUAGAUGAUUAUAAUUCCACUAUGUGGUGACCAUUGCGCUCUGAAAAUAAUUACAUAUGCAAAGAACGAUCCUACAAACGUCGUUUGUGAACUUUAGAAAAUUAAGAAGUUUUGCGUAGCAGACACUUGGGAAUAUACUAUCGUGGUAUUCAAUUGCACAAUAAAUGCCUAUGAAAAUGGGUUCUAGAAAAUCCAGCUUCAGCAAAAAAAGCUUGAAGUGCAAUUAUUACCCCGUAUUAGAGCGAAGUGAAUAUUAAGCAUGUAAAGUUUAUUGAACCAAGUGUUACAUAAAACAAUUGAAGUUAAUGGAAUAUUCUCAUUGAGCAUCUUGGAUUGAUGUGUUAGCGCCACUUAACUGCGACCAACAAAUAGUAUCCGAUUUUCUCUCGUCUUGAAUUAGUAGACGCCUUCGUUCUCGAGGAGAAAUCCAAUAACGUGUUUGCAGCGCACACCGUAAGUCAGUUUGUGGCGAGGGAAUAAGUAUCUUGAGUUAUUUUACGGCCGUAACAGAAAUGGUCAGCGCCCUUUAGUUCAUAACAUGAAUGACCACACUAUUUACACCUCAGCUGGUUCACACCUUAAGCGGCAGCAUGCACCAAGACCGUGAACUACUGCCACCUGUACGUCUUGCACUAUGAAGGCACGCUUAGCUUUUCCGAGACAAUGAUGUUAACGAGACACUUCAGUAUUGUACGUUGUGCUACGUGUGGGCUAUGUGUGUGCCAAGUGCAUAUAUGUCCUGUGUACAUCAACUCAUUUAUCAUCGAGUGCACAUGGAGUAGCUUGAUAGGACUCCCGCUAGGCAAACCUUUCACAUCUUUUUUUUUUCUUAAAUAGCCUGUCUUCCUCUACCUUAUUACGAAGAGGUUACGCAUAUUGGGCCCAUACUGCAAGUGAGCUAACAUAUUCUGAAAUCGCGGUGAGGCCUUUCCUUACCUAUGCUUGCCACCCUGACCCGAAAUGAAAAAAAGCCUAACUGACUUGAAAAAAAUAAAGGUACUAAACUAUGGAGCUUUAGGUGCCAAAAUCACGAUCUGAUCACAAGACACACCGUAGUGGGGGACUCCUUAACAAUAUUCACAAGCUCGGAUCCGUUACGCUGCACCAACAUCGAAGCACACGAGCUUUUUCAUCGACGGCACGAAUGGCUCGAAGCGCGCUGGCGCCGUCUCCAUUGCCGUUGUCGUGCAGUGCCGAUAUUGACGGCACACGAGCGGCCGACGCGUGGAGGGUUAAAAUGCCUCCAGAGAUACAUAGUGCGUUCGGCUGCGAAAUCGACGAGGACGCAGAGUCACGUUGCGCUCAAUUGGCUCUGCUGGAGCCUGGCCAGCGUUCUACUUCCCACUGCUAGCAUCAGUGCUGUGCGCACACAACUUAGCGUUUCUGUUGAGCAGGCAUGCUAAUAGCAGGAACAGUAGUACACGCCGAGCUAAAUCUACUUAAUCAUUUUUUUAGGGGGGGGGGGCACUGAUGAACGGCGAUGGUUUCUGCGAUUUCCUCCCGUGCACUUAUGAGUGCGAGGCCUGCACCCCGGUUGACGGGUCUCCUCAUCGUCCCAGCUUUCCAAGACGCCUUCAGCGCAACGCUAAAGCUCUCCAUCGUUCUCAUCGCUUCGCCUUGGAUGAAGCUGCAUUUUUUGUUGCCCUUUUUUGGGGCAUUUGGCCCAUGUAUUAAUCUACGCAACUAAGACUAUGCGUUAUUCAUUAUUCCGACAACGUUAACAGCCGCUCAUCUGGCGCAAAAAAGAGACUGGAUAAGUGAUUUUAAUAAACUGGUACUAAUUAUCAUG
Dermacentor albipictus is the source of this 3593-nucleotide messenger RNA. Its product is annotated as PI-PLC X domain-containing protein 1-like. Lineage: Eukaryota; Metazoa; Arthropoda; Arachnida; Ixodida; Ixodidae. Gene Ontology annotation, molecular function: phosphoric diester hydrolase activity. Gene Ontology annotation, biological process: lipid metabolic process. The record is from RefSeq and is a predicted model, not a curated record.